GUGGGACGUGUUGUGUGAAUGUAAGGCAUAAACAAAUGCAACCAUUUAUUGCAUUCAAUUCAUUGCAUCAAAUGAAUACUAUUCAUAUAAUCGGCUUUUAUUGCUAAAUGUCAUCAUCUGAUCCAAUAUUAUCACCCAUUCAUUAACUAUUAAUUGGUCCACUCAUUGACUGGUUGUGUAUUUGACAGUAGUAUUGAUCACAAGACAACUCAGUGUCAGUGCAUCAGUCCAUCAGUGCAUCAGUCCAUCAGUGCAUCCAUUGCUUUAUCACUCAAUUGUGUUGUCUUUCAAUAACUCAAUGUUUGUUUGCAUUCAUUAACACAUCGUAUGAACUGAUUGUUGAUUGCGUGAAGAAGUGCGAAGACAUGCAGACAUCCAAUGAGACAGACAUUUGGGUGGAAACCAAGACCAGUGAUGGCAAGAGUUACUACUAUAACGCUAAGACACGAGAGACCACUUGGACUAAGCCGGACAACGCAAAGAUCGUGACUCAGGAACAGUUGGCCACCACUACCACCACCAAUGCUGACGAAGCAAAAGCUGAAGACAUGAACAAUAGUGAGCGUAAGGUUGAGGGCAUAGGAGGAGGAGGGGGUGCGCCGAUGGGCGGCCCUCCUAUGGGUCUCCAACAGCCGCCACUGUUUGCUCCGAAUCCCAGGUUUAUGGGCCCGCCUUUCAUGCAUCCCAUGCCUCACACCGUGCCGCCGUUUGGUCCGUUUGGAGUUCCUCCGGGAUUCCCACCCCCGUGGGCACAACAAGUACCUCCUGUUCCUAUGGCUAAUGCAGAUCCACUUAAACAGCAAUUAUUUUUUGACGCGUCGAUCGACCCAGAGAUCAGAAUGGCUGCCGCGGAAUGGACUGAAUAUAAGACACCGGACGGAAAGGCCUAUUAUUUCAGUAAUAAAAGCCAACAAUCGGUUUGGGAGAAACCCAAAGCUCUCCUUGAUUUGGACGAAGCGAUCACAAAGUCUCAGAAACAGAUGGAAGAGAAGGCUUUGGCUAAGAAUGAGAAGGAGUUGAAGAACGGAGAGGUAAGGAGUGAGGUAUUGAACGACGUUAAGAGCGAACAGGUAUUAAGCGAAGAGCUUAAGAAACCCGACAAAAAGGUGGAACCGGUCCGCGAUAAGACCAAACCAAUCUCAAGUACUCCAGUGUCGGGCACGCCCUGGUGCGUUGUGUGGACGGGUGACAACAGAGUCUUUUUCUACAAUCCAAGCACUCGAACCUCUCUCUGGGAAUGCCCUCAAGAUCUUCAAAACCGUUCGGAUGUUGAAAAGCUAAUGAAAGGACCGCCGAAAGCGUCGGACUCAGAGUCGGGAGAAAAACGAGUGAAUGAGACGAAAGAAGAGAAACCUAACAAAAAGCAAAAAAAAAUUGAAGAAAACGAAGAGAAAGAGAAAGACGCGAAGAAAGACGGGACGAGUGAAGCGGAACUGUUGGCCGCGAAACAGAGAGAAACGAUUCCCGUGGAGGAGAGAAUCAAUAUGUUUAAGGCGAUGCUCAUUGAGAAAGAGGUGUCUGCGUUCUCCACGUGGGAGAAAGAGUUGCAUAAAAUUGUUUUCGACGCCAGAUAUCUGAUACUCACUUCACGCGAACGAAGACAAGUGUUCGAGAAGUAUGUGAAGGAAAGGGCUGAAGAGGAGCGCCGAGAGAAGAGGCAGCGAUUGAGGCAACAGAAGGACGACUACCGGAAACUCCUGGAGAGCGCCGGUUUGGGCCCGAAGUCUUCAUUCGGCGAA
Molecule: messenger RNA, 1739 nt
Organism: Oppiella nova
Lineage: Eukaryota; Metazoa; Arthropoda; Arachnida; Sarcoptiformes; Oppiidae
Source: the annotation of a GenBank genome assembly